Messenger RNA from Musa acuminata subsp. malaccensis (wild Malaysian banana), 1950 nucleotides. The record is from RefSeq and is a predicted model, not a curated record. Lineage: Eukaryota; Viridiplantae; Streptophyta; Magnoliopsida; Zingiberales; Musaceae.
ACGGAGCGAAAGCGUCGGAGGAAACACGGUUACGGAGCCGAGAAAGAAACAAAAAGCCAGAGAAAGAAGGAUCGAAGGAGGAGAAAAACCUAAUGAGAUCGGUGAGCUCGCUUCUUCCCCCGUUCAUCCCCUUCGAAUCCGCUCCAAAUCUCUCCAAUUCCACCUCUCCUCCGGCUCCCACGACCUUCCAAUCGUGGGGAAACUGAGCCCUUCCCCUCCGCGAUUGGAUCCGCCGAAUGCGGCUCGUUUGUGCCUCGAGUUCGCGCCCGACGGAGGCCGUGAUCGGGAAGGGAGCCGGCUUUCGCGCGUGGCCUUGCUGGCGGUGGAGCAAUCCUAGCUGGAGGAGUGCGGAGCGGGGAUGAGAUCGGAGGCAGUCGGAGUCUCGGGAGCCAUCAUUAAUGUACGAGGAGCUGGAAGCAAGCUUGUCCGUAGGUGGAGGACAGGAAGACUGAAAGAUGCCUCCUUCGCCCUCGCCAAGGCGCUCUCCUGCGAGAGAACCCAGGGUGGAAAAUUCCCAAAGAGGGGCCACAGUUUUGAGGGUAGAAUUCCUCUCAAGGUCAAGGACGAUGAUCUAGCUUUGUUCAGUGAGAUGCAGAACCAUGAGAGGGACAACUUUUUGCUACAUGCCUAUGAUGAUUUUGAUGAAUCUAUAUCACAAUUGAGAUAUUUUUCGGAUUUCAAGAUUGGGGUCACUGUACCAACCGGAAGAGAGUGCAAAGAUCUCCUCAAUGCAGUUGGUGAGAAAAAUGAUUAUGACUGGCUGUUGACUCCUCCUGAUACUCCCCUGUUUCCUUCAUUGGAUGACGAUGAGCCUCAACCUGCUAAUGUGUACAGAGGCAGGACAAGAACUCAACCCAUUUCAAUUUCGAGAACAUCCAUGACUCUGAGGACAAAACGAAGCAGCGCAAGUCCAUCUCCUCGAUCAGGUUAUAGUGUAUCUUAUUCAAGAAUUACGCCAUCUUCAGCUUAUUGUUCUAUCCCGCCUCCUGUUCUUCGAUCAACAACACCCUCACGAAGAUCUUCCGCUCCUCUAACGAAGCCUUCAUCACUUGCUCAAACGUCCUUGACUCCCAUAUUACGGAGGAUGAGCACCGGUUCCAGUGGGCAGGCAUUCACUGGUAGAAGGGGAACAUCCCCUGUAAAGACAAAUCGUGGCAGUUCUGCCUCACCAAAAUUACAUGGAUAGCAAUCAAAUCUGCCCGGUUUCUCCACAGAUGUACCACCAAACGUUCAAACUUCUCUGACGGAUCGGUCGGCAUCACGUGUGCGGGGUUUUUCUCCAGCAUCUGUACAUGGAAGAGGUUUUGGGCCAAAAUUUGGAAGACAGUCAAUAUCUCCAUCUUCGAGGGGUGCCUGGUUACUGCAUAAUAGUGAAGGAGACUGUUUUAGCUCUAUUAGUAAACCCUCUGCAGCAUCUUCCUUCGAAGAUGAUGUUGAAUCACAUGCAUGUGUAGGAGUUUCUACCACUGCUGCUACAAGAAAAUAUAGAGAUUUUGCAAACACUAGAGCUAUCCGAUUCUCCAAGAACAUUUCCCGAGUCACAUCUGCAAGUUCCGCACCUAAAAGAUCUAUUGAUUCUGCUCUUAGAAAGAUGGUAAUUUGCCAUCAGUUUCUUUUUUCUGCUGUUCAGAUAAUCUUUAUUAUGUUUUGCAGUUAUUGUCCUGACCCUCUACAUUAUUUGCAUGGAUAAUCCUCAUAUAUUUACUUUCUGUUUGGAGGAUUCCUGUUGCCCUUGGAAUGUACCAUUCUUCUAAACUUUACUGUGUCAGAUUGUAGUUAUUGAAGACUUUUGCUUCGCUCAUGGUUAUCCUGCAUUCCUGCUGCUGAUGAAGUAAAAGUAUCCUGUAUGAGGACUUGCUAUAUUCUUAUCUUUCUGUUGAGAAAAUAAGCCUUUUUUUUGCAAACCUGUCUGGCACUCCUACAACAGGACGCUUGUGGUGGUUUGCAUUG